Messenger RNA from Cucurbita moschata (crookneck pumpkin), 989 nucleotides. RefSeq names its product auxin-induced protein AUX28-like. The transcript has 5 exons. Lineage: Eukaryota; Viridiplantae; Streptophyta; Magnoliopsida; Cucurbitales; Cucurbitaceae. The coding region runs from base 202 to 780 and encodes 192 amino acids. The record is from RefSeq and is a predicted model, not a curated record. Gene Ontology annotation, molecular function: protein binding. Gene Ontology annotation, cellular component: nucleus. Gene Ontology annotation, biological process: regulation of DNA-templated transcription.
AGUUCAGAGACCAAAUACACACGUUAGUCUUAAAAUUCAAAGGUUCGAAUUCCUUUAUCGACACGAUUAGGUUAAAACUUUAAUGAGUCAAAAUUGGUCAAAACGGGCUUUGCUGGCUCCCUCUCAACAUACAGUCUGUUUACUAUUAUCAUUCCAACCAAGAACAGACAUAGCCACCAAGCUCUCAAAGCGAAAGAAACGAUGUCGUUUGAAGAGACAGAGCUGAGGCUAGGGUUGCCUGGAAAUAAUGUUAGAUCAGAAGUGAGGAGGAAGAGAGGGUUCCAUGAGGAGCCAGGUACAAAUCACAAGCCUCCCCUACCCAAGGCACAAGUGGUAGGUUGGCCACCAAUAAGGUCGUACAGAAAGAACAGUCUAGCCCUCCGAAAGGGUAGCAACGAGGAGGUGGUGCUAAUCAGUAGGAAUAAGAAUGGAAAUAUCGGAGCAGCUAGGUUCGUGAAGGUUAGCCUCGAUGGUGCACCUUAUCUUCGCAAAGUCGACUUGACCAUGUACAACAGCUACAAACAACUCUCCCAUGCCCUAGCCAAAUUCUUCGGUGCCUUCACCAUUGGUCACUAUGGAUCCCAAGCAGUUGGGAUGAAAGACUUCAUGAAUGAAAGCAAACUAAUAGAUCUUUUGAAUGGUUCGGACUACGUUCCAACCUACCAAGACAAGGACGGUGAUUGGAUGCUCGUCGGUGAUGUUCCAUGGCAGAUGUUUGUUGAAUCUUGCAAACGUCUACGUAUAAUGAAAGGAAAGGAAGCCAUUAACCUCGGGCUGUAGAGAAAUGCAAGAACUCCAAGAACUAACUUCACCUUUGAUAUGGGCAAGGCAUGCUAAUUGGUUGGUGUGAUUUGCAUAUAUAUAUAUAUAUAUAUAUAUAUAUCAAUCAUAAUGUAUAAUAUUAAUUAUGUAUCUUUGUGUAGUGUUUGUGUGUAUACAAUAUGGUCUACUUUUUAUUUAAGUGAUUUAAUUUGUAUUGUGAUUAAUGU